Messenger RNA from Rhipicephalus sanguineus (brown dog tick), 3333 nucleotides. Its product is annotated as cyclin-G-associated kinase. NCBI's taxonomy places the organism in Eukaryota, Metazoa, Arthropoda, Arachnida, Ixodida, Ixodidae. Gene Ontology annotation, cellular component: cytoplasm. Gene Ontology annotation, biological process: protein phosphorylation; regulation of clathrin-dependent endocytosis; positive regulation of Notch signaling pathway. The transcript is spliced from 20 exons. The record is from RefSeq and is a predicted model, not a curated record. Gene Ontology annotation, molecular function: ATP binding; AP-2 adaptor complex binding; protein serine/threonine kinase activity. Bases 274 to 3333 code for a protein of 1019 amino acids.
UCAUUGGGCAAACAUGGCGCCCAACGGUGAAUGGAGCGUCCUCCCUGUUGAGGCACGGGCCGCGGUCGAUAGGCGAUUUCCCGUCGUCUAAACGCCGUUUUGUUUUCAACCGAACCCUCGUCGAGCGGAAAGCACGGACGCGAAGACGUCAUGCUUUGAGGGUUCGCACUUGCGGUGUGUGCUUCGUCGCCGCCAAAGAGUCGAGCGAGAGGUCGCAUCGUGCGACGCCCCCGUCUCUGCUGCCGCAGCUUGCUGCCCGAGUCGUGAACCAGCAUGACAGACCUGUUCAAGUCGGCGUUGGGUUACCUCGCCGGCGGUUCGUCUUCUUCGGCGAACGGUCGAGGCGGGGAAGACCACGAAUUCGUCGGCCAAGUGGUUGAGCUCGGGAACCAGAGGUUGCGCGUCAAACGGGUUCUAGCCGAAGGGGGUUUUGGCUUUGUAUUUGCAGCACAAGACUUGUCUUCAAACAGGGAAUACGCACUCAAGCGAAUGUUUGCCGGAGAUGAGGAGGCUAGCAGAUCCAUUCUCCAGGAAGUCAACGUCCUUAAAAAGCUUUCGGGCCACCCGAACGUGAUAGACUUCAUCGCAGCUGCGGCCAUUGAGAAAGGCCAGUCAGGUCACGGCAAGUCGGAAUACCUUCUCCUCACAGAACUCUGCCCAGGUGGUCCCCUGGUAGAUGUCCUUCAACAGCGGACGACAAACCUCAGCCUCGCUCAGGUGCUGCAGAUCUUCUACCAGACGUGUAGCGCUGUCCGUCACAUGCACUCGCAGAGCCCGCCUAUCAUACACCGCGACCUCAAGAUUGAGAACCUCCUGCUGAGUUCCAAGGGCACCAUCAAGCUGUGCGACUUUGGCAGCUCGACGACUAAGUCCUACAAGCCCGACAGCUACUGGACGGCCAUCCAGCGGAGCCUAGUCGAAGAUGAGAUGUGUAAAAACACGACUCCGAUGUACCGGCCGCCAGAAGUGUUGGACACGUACAACAAUUACCCCAUCAACGAAGCCAUGGACAUUUGGGCCCUGGGCUGUGUCCUGUUCCUCCUGUGCUUCCGCGAGCACCCGUUCCCGGACUCGUCCAAGCUCCGCAUCCUCAACGCAAACUACAGCAUUCCCCCUGGGAACACCAACUUUGACAUCCUCCACGAUCUCAUACGGGGCAUGCUUCAGGUGAACCCCACAUCGCGGCCCACGAUCAUCGACGUGGCUGAGCGACUGCAGGAGAUGGGCGAGGCCAAGAACGUGCAGCUGGAGAGCUCGCCAGGGCUGCGCGGAUCGAGCCCGGUGACGAGCGGCGCAUCCCAGGGCGACACUACUGCAGCCCCGCAUAGCGUGGCCAACUCCACUUCCACACCGCCCAGCCGGCCACCGCCGCCGAGCCUCAAUGUCCAUGGGGGCACAGCGCCUUCCGCGGCUGCUCCUCCUCCUCCAUCGGCAGCGGAAGGAGGCUGGGGCAGCGCAGGCCUCUUGACGUCGCUGCGUGGCGGCGCUGGUAGCCUGCUCAAGCGUCUAGGUGACACUUCCACCAAGGUCAUGCACAUGGCCCAACAGACGAUGGGCAAGGCUGACUUGGACUUCAACUACAUCACAAGCAGAAUUGCGGUUAUGUCAUACCCCGCGGAAGGGCUGGAGUCCGCGUACCGCAACCACGUGGAGGACGUGCGGACGUUGCUGGACGCCCGACACCGCGGUCACUACGCCAUCUACAACGUUUCGGGCCGUGCCUAUUCGUCGGCCAAGUUCGACUGCAAGGUCACCGAGCGGGGUUGGCUGGCACGCAAGGCCCCGCCCCUGCACACCCUGUUCAACCUGUGCCGCUCCAUGCUGGCCUACCUGAACCAGGACGCCCGUAAUGUGUGCGUCGUCCACUGCCUCGACGGCAAGUGUUCGUCGGCGGUGUUGGUGUCGGCGUUCCUGGUGUUCUGCCACCUGUUUGACAGCCCCGAAGAGGCCCUGCAGAUGUUUGCCGUUCGCCGGUGUCCCGUCACCCUCUGCCCUUCCCAGAUAAGGUAUAUCCAGUACAUGUCGCAGAUGGUCUCCCAGAACCACCAAGUGUUGCCACACCGGUUCCCGCUGCAGAUUGUGGCUCUCACACUGAAGCCCGUGCCUCUGUUCACAAAGCUCAGACCAGCACCUUUUGUCUUACAGGUGUCACCCAUAAAGAUCUGCCAGGUUCAACUGUACUCUGGAUUUGUGGCGCCCGGCACGUCACAGUUAUCAUUUUGCAGGCAUGAGCUUGAUGGUAUCGAGGAGUUGGACCGGUACCCGGAGGGCUUCCAGCUAACGCUCGAAGUCCAAGUCGGUGGCUCUCCCAGUCCACGGCUCACUAACGGUCUGUGGGCCGACCUCGAGCACCUGGAGACGAGCGCCGCCAUCCUGUUCAGCACCGACGAAGAGCUCGAGGCCUGCAUUGGCCACUUCUCUAGGAACGCUCCUGCUAGGCCACCUCCGCCUGCGACGCCCAGCUUACCAAGCAGGGACACUUCGCCGCAGCACUCAGAAAGCGACAUUCCAAGUGCCACCACAUCUGCAGAGACCCUGCUGGGCCCGAUGCACAAGCUUUCAGCAUCGGACAGUGGGAACGCAGCGGCGGUGAACAGCAGUCCGCCGGCGCCUCCGCCACGGUCCAAGGCCAAGGAAGUGGACCUGCUCAACCUGGGGAGCUUCUCCAUCGACGAAGGUAGCGGCAAAGAGGCUCAGGCGUCCUCGGACCGCAUGGUGGACGACCUCCUGGGCACUUCUUUGUCCAGCCAGCAGACGUCCAACUUUGACCUGCUUGUCAAUCACAGGUCAGCGCAACCACCGUUGAUCGGCGACCUCUCGUCGCCCGGCACCCCGGCCUUCGACCCGUUUGCCACCAGUUCCACGGCGGGGGCAGCACCUGCAUCGGGUGUGCCCACAGUCAACCUGUUGGAUGCCAAAUCUCCGACAGCCACCAAAGGUGGGGCCGACCUCUUCGACCCGUUUGGCACGGCCACCCCGGCUUCUGCUGCUCCCGGCUGGGCCAGCACCAGCGUCAGCGCGGGGAACACACCACAGCACAAGCAGGGUGGCAUCCCAAACAGCGUGUCAGCCUUCAACAUGGCUGCCGCUUCGACAGCGACAACUCAGAGUGGCGGAGGAGCCGCCAAACUCGACACCAUGCCGGGGACGUGGGACACCCUGUUCCCAGGCAGCACGUGGGUGCCGCUCGUCCCCUCGACGGGCGGCAGCGGAGCGGGGAUGCCAGCAUCUGGGCUGACGCGGAAUGCAUCCACACCGAAUCUCGAGGCGCUCGGGCGCAAGGCCGACCCGUUUGCGGACCUAGGUUUGUGUUAUGCACCUCAUUUACUUUGA